AUGUCAUCUAUAUUAUUUUCAACGUCAUGUUAUAUUAAAACAGAACCGUAUAAUUUAUGCAUUUCUAUUGAUAAUGAUUCUAUUUCAACUAUCGAUGAUCUAUUAAUGAAAAUUGAUACUUCUGAAAUAAGAUCGAAUUCGAUUAAUAUUUUAGAUUCAAUUCAAAUUUAUUUUAAAUCAUUAACGAAUGAUGAUAUAUUAUCAGAAAGAAUUAUUCUCAAUAAAUUACUUAGUAUUAAACAGAAUGAAAUAUCAGUUAAUAAAUCAGAUUCAUCGUCAUUAUUACAACGAAUUUCUUCGAAAGAGAUUAGUAAAGAUAAUAAAAUAUCUUUAUCCCAAUCUACACAAGUUAAUCUUAGUUAUGUUGAUAUUUCUGAAUCAUUUCUUUGGAUAGUAAAACGAAUAGAAUUAGAAAUGGAUUCUACAUCUGCUCAACAAUUAUGUUCAGUAUUAAAUCAAUAUUUAUCAAAACUGAAAGAUCGACCUCGAAAUUUACUAGUUUUUAUCAAUCCUGAAUGUGGCAAUGGCAAAGGAAGUUCUGUAUAUGAAGAACAAAUAUUACCAUUAUUUGAAGAAGCUAAAAUAAAUAUAAAAACAAUUUAUACUGAACGUGCUAAUCAUGCUCGUGAUUAUAUUACCGAAGAAUCAAUUGAUGAUUAUGAUGGUCUUAUUUGUGUUGGCGGUGAUGGAAUGUUUUCCGAAAUAUGUCAUAGUAUUUUACUUAAAACUGCACAACAAGCUGGAUUAAAUAUCAAUGAUCCAACUACUCAUCUUAAACGACCUAAUUUACGUAUUGGUGUUAUUCCUGCUGGAUCAACAGAUGCAGUUGCAUUUGGAACUACUGGUCAUAAUGAUCCAAUUACAAAUGCUUUACAAAUUAUUGUUGGUAAAUCACUUCUUAUUGAUAUAGCUACAGUACAUAAUGAACGUAGUUUUGUAUGUUUUAUGGCAACAAUGUUUACUUAUGGUUUUUUUGGUAAUAUUAUUGAACAAUCAGAUAAUUGGAGAUUUUUUGGUCCAUUACGUUAUAGUUUAGCUGGUUUUGUUCAAUUUAUUCGUAAUGCAUCAUAUCAUACAAAAUUAUCAAUAACUCAAGUAUCUGAAAAAUCGACUGAAAUUAAAUGUGAAGGUCAUUAUGAAGCAAUUAUUUGUCUUAAUAUGCCAUGUCGUUGUGAUAAAAGUAAAUUUGGAAUGUCUCCAUCCGUUCAUCUAGCUGAUGGCUCAUUCGAUGUAAUUCUUGUGAAACAUUCAUGGCGUUUGACUUUUCUUCGAUUUCUUCAUCAUAUAGCUAGACAUAGUCGAGCCGUUGAAGAAUUAUCUAAUGUUCAACGAUAUCGUGCUACUGAAGUUGUUAUUCAUCCGAUAGUUAGUCGAUCAAAAGAAUUAGGUAAUUGGGCAUGUGAUGGUGAAUUAAUUGAAGGGAAUGAAAUUAGAAUUCGAGCUCAUCAUCAACUACUCAAUCUAUUUGCAUCAGGAAUUCAUCUUGAUCAAAUUAAGAAAAUAAAUGAAGAAGAAUCGAAAGUUGUUUCGACAUCAGUAAUGAAAAAAAUCUCUUCAAUCAUCGAUAUAUUAACUGCUAAACCUUGGUGUCUUGUCUUUUUGUUUUUUCUUUUACUGUUUUUGUUUUAUUAUUUCUUCUAA
Messenger RNA from Adineta steineri, 1641 nucleotides. NCBI's taxonomy places the organism in Eukaryota, Metazoa, Rotifera, Eurotatoria, Adinetida, Adinetidae. The record is from the annotation of a GenBank genome assembly.